UAUUUUAUGCAUUAGGUGUUGCAAAACAAUGAAUUUUUAUGGGAAUGUCUCUAGCAACCUAAUAAAUUUAUUUGGCGGGAAAUUUUUCCCACGUUCUCACGGAAACCACUUUGCUAGAGUUUUCAAUUUCAAUCGACGGCUCGACGGGCACUUAUUUUCUUUUCAUUUUUCACCUUCUUUUUAUUUUGCUCUCUACAUUUUGGAUCCUUUCUUGGUUACUAAAAGCAGAAAAAGAAAUUUCCUUCCUUCCCUAUGGUUGAAAAUCGAGCCAAUAUCUUGGCUUCCAACGAUGCCGUUGAAUCAACAAAAACCAGUGACCCAUGCAAGCCACCUGUUAAUGACCUUGGGUUCCAAGAAGAAAGUCUUAGCCUUGAUGAUCUUUUAUCUAGCUUUCCGGGGAGGCGCACGCAGAUUUUUGAGAUUUUGCGCCUCUUGGGUCCUUUGAAUUCCCCAAUGUUCCCUAUCUUUAUCUAUGGAGGAGCUUCUACUGGGAAAACCAGCAUCAUUCUCCAGGCAAUGGUUAUUCUAGUGCUAAUUGCUGUGACAAGCCAUAUGAUUUCGUUAACUUUCUUCGCAAAGUGGCAAAUGUCAUCGAAAGUCUUAAAGGGGAUUUCUGGGAAAUUGAAAUUGAACUCCACUGAGUGUCAGGAACGGCCUAAUGGAAGCAUGGUUUACUUGAUGCCUGAGGUGGGACUGAUCUUUGUCAGCAAUUCCUCGCCUGAAACUUAUUACUCAGUAUGGGUUACAAAGAACCUGUCCCUGGUUCAAUCUCAGCCUUCUUUUAAAGAUGAAUCCAACAAGGAGACAAUGCGAAAAUGUAGUACGAAAAGUUCUGGGAGCCAAGAAGGUUUUGAUAAGACAGAUUUCUCUGCAAAAUCUUCUUAUUUCAGCUUUCCUUGCUUCAAGGAACCAGCAACUCUUGAUUCGAUAUUUGAUUCAACUGGAGGUUCUAACAACCGUAAAAGGAAAAGGAAAACAUCUUCACUAGAAGAAUCACCCGACGAAGAAGAAGGAAACGAUGAGCAAAGAAGCGGAGGAAGACGGGGUAGUGGACUGAUGUCUGAUGUUCUCUUGCAAUUAUCCAGUCUAUGCAAUGCCAACUUUAUCAUCAAAGGUGGAAGCUGCCCAUCAGAAGGGUCAACAACGUAUCGUUCAACAGUGUCUGAAAAUCUGGCUCUGAAGGUAAUCUCUUGAUAUAUAUAGCAUCAGAAAAAUAAUUGCACCAGAGUGUUGUUUUAGCUUUUUGUCUUUCCAUAUGUAUGCACCAACAAACCACUUUUACAUUAUAAUUGUCUUCCAAAUGUUUUACAGGUGGCGAGGAGCCUUCAAUUCCCUCUGUCAAAUUAUUUGUACAGAAGAUGACAGUCCGCAAACUAAAACUAAGGCUGUAAUGUGCUCAUCUUUCAUUUGCAAAGUCUGAUUCUUAUUCUACGAGUUUCUUUCUUUUGUAUGAAAUAAGCAGAGCAUGGAAAU
This is a messenger RNA of Rubroshorea leprosula, 1473 nucleotides long. Lineage: Eukaryota; Viridiplantae; Streptophyta; Magnoliopsida; Malvales; Dipterocarpaceae. The record is from the annotation of a GenBank genome assembly.